Striga asiatica is the source of this 369-nucleotide messenger RNA. The record is from the annotation of a GenBank genome assembly. NCBI's taxonomy places the organism in Eukaryota, Viridiplantae, Streptophyta, Magnoliopsida, Lamiales, Orobanchaceae.
AUGGAUGACCGUCUAUUUCCCCUGUUGUGGAGGGAAAAUGUCCGUUUUGCCCUUGGGGCUGCAUUUUGCCUUUUUGCCCUUCCUGUGGGUGGCCUAUUCCAGGACUGGGUCCCUGUGUGUGGCCGAUCCCAGGGCUGGGUCCUUGCUCCGUGGAUAGAUGUACACCUGUUGCUUUCCCAUUGGAGGAUGUUGCCUGCCUCGAACAAACUGACUUUCGAGGCAAGCUGCAAGGACGAAAAGAUUUUCUUUAAAGAGAUGAUGAUGAUUUAUAUGUAUGUAGUCAAGUUGUUCGUCCAGAAACGCAGCUUUUGUUUGCAACUGGUAGAGAUAUUGCUGAGGCUUGAUAAGUAUUGGAUUUAUAUUGCCUAA